This is a messenger RNA of Strongylus vulgaris, 408 nucleotides long. The record is from the annotation of a GenBank genome assembly. Lineage: Eukaryota; Metazoa; Nematoda; Chromadorea; Rhabditida; Strongylidae.
AUGACUCCGAGUAUACUGUAUGCAAGCAUCAGUACACCAAUGAUAAUAAAUGUAAAAAUGUACAGCCGGCGGCUCGCCCUUCCGUUGGUGCGAUAUCUGGCGGCUUCGAGAUUUCUCCCUAUUUUUCAAGCCGAAAAAAUACUGGCAGUUCGUUGUCUUCACACUACUGCCAUUAUUAAGGACGUUGACAGCGCAGCCAAGUACAUCGGCGCUGGAGCAGCUACGAUCGGAGCUGCUGGCUCUGGAGCCGGAAUCGGUAGUGUAUUCGCUGCUCUUAUUUCUGGCUACACAAGAAAUCCAGCGUUAAAAAUGCAACUGUUCUCUUGCGCCCUUGUAGGAUUUGCACUUUCAGAAAUUAUGGGACUUUUUUGUAUUACCAUGGCUUUUAUGAUAUUGUUCGCAUUUUGA